Hibiscus syriacus is the source of this 808-nucleotide messenger RNA. Its product is annotated as peptidyl-prolyl cis-trans isomerase CYP18-2-like. Gene Ontology annotation, cellular component: catalytic step 2 spliceosome. Gene Ontology annotation, biological process: protein folding; protein peptidyl-prolyl isomerization. The coding region runs from base 51 to 545 and encodes 164 amino acids. Gene Ontology annotation, molecular function: peptidyl-prolyl cis-trans isomerase activity. The transcript has 7 exons. NCBI's taxonomy places the organism in Eukaryota, Viridiplantae, Streptophyta, Magnoliopsida, Malvales, Malvaceae. The record is from RefSeq and is a predicted model, not a curated record.
UGCCUGCCUGUAAAAGAAGGGGAAAAAACCCUUGUUUGUCCCUUUGAAAGAUGUGGGCAAGUUCAGAGGGAGGUGCACCAGAGGUUACUCUAGAAACCUCAAUGGGUGCUUUCACUGUUGAGCUUUAUUACAAGCAUGCACCCAGAACUUGUAGGAACUUCAUUGAACUUUCCAGGAAAGGUUAUUAUGACAAUGUCAAAUUCCAUAGAAUUAUCAAGGAUUUUAUUGUUCAGGGUGGGGAUCCUACUGGGACUGGAAAAGGUGGAGAAUCUAUUUAUGGUCCUGUAUUUGAUGAUGAGAUAAAAUCUGAGUUAAAGCAUACCGGAGCUGGUAUUUUAUCCAUGGCUAACGCCGGUCUGAAUACAAACGGAAGUCAGUUCUUCAUUACUUUGUCACCGGCACCGUCUUUAGAUGGUAAACACACAAUAUUUGGAAGAGUAUGUACGGGAAUGGAAAUUAUCAAGAGGCUCGGUAGCGUCCAAACUGACAACAAUGACAGGCCCAUUCAUGAUGUGAAGAUAUUACGGACUUCGGUCAAAGACUAGCACCCGAGGUCGGAAACUGCAAAUUAUAAUGCUAAGGAAUGCCCCCUUCUUUUCUCAGAAUAUUUUGGAACUGGAUCGUCUUUAAUAGUUUUAUGUUUAAUCGAAGCGAGUGAAGAAGGAACUAAUGGCAUUUCUUUGUAGUACUCAUUACAUUCAUCUAUACUUGGCGCAUUGGAAGGGCACCUCUGCCUUUGAAAGUGGUUAAAUGAUUAAAUAUGAUUGGUUUGAUCGAUUAUUGAUGGAUCUGUUGAUUCGAUUUUCAA